Messenger RNA from Acanthamoeba castellanii str. Neff, 348 nucleotides. RefSeq lists its product as uncharacterized. The record is from RefSeq and is a predicted model, not a curated record. Bases 1 to 348 code for a protein of 115 amino acids. NCBI's taxonomy places the organism in Eukaryota, Discosea, Longamoebia, Acanthamoebidae. The transcript has a single exon.
AUGGACGACGACCUUGCCAGGGCGCGGGCGAAUGGCUGCCCAUGGGACCCAUACACGUGUUCCAAUACAGCGCUGGGCGGGCACCUGGAGCUGCUCCAGUGGGCGCGGGCAAAUGGCUGCCCGUGGCAGGGGUGGACGACUGCCAACGCCGCGUUUGAGGGCCACCUCGAGGUGCUCCAGUGGGCGCGGGCCAAUGGCUGCCCAUGGGACCACCUGGUGCUGGUCUCUGCAGCGGAGCAGGGCCAUCGGCAUGUGAUCGACUGGGCCAUCAGCAAUGUCUGCCCUGCAGAAUGGUGUACUGGGACUUUGUCGGUGCUGGAGUUGGAUGUCAACAACAAAUUGACCUAG